Messenger RNA from Theileria orientalis strain Shintoku, 4197 nucleotides. RefSeq lists its product as hypothetical. The coding region runs from base 1 to 4197 and encodes 1398 amino acids. NCBI's taxonomy places the organism in Eukaryota, Apicomplexa, Aconoidasida, Piroplasmida, Theileriidae. The transcript is spliced from 3 exons. The record is from RefSeq and is a predicted model, not a curated record.
AUGAAUAAACUCUCAUACCGGGUCAUUUUACAUGGCCCUAUGAGCUGGAAGACAUCGCAACAUUUGCCUGAUUCGAUAAAUGGCACACCUUAUUUGGUAAUAUUCGAGCCUGUUAGCUCUAUGGUUAUUGUAUCACAAGGAACACUCCUAAUUCCACACAUUCCCGUUUAUAUGAACAAAAUCAACUCUCAAAUCUUAUCGGUUUUCGUCUUUAAUGAUGCUUCUUUAGCCAAGCAGUUGGUUUCUGAACUGUAUAACUACUCGGAUAAAAACAUUAAUACAUUUGAUAUUUACAAAAAUGAGAAGGUGGUCAGUCUUCUUUCAAAAUCAUUAUCUUCUUUUCAUCUUCCACUGGAGGUUGUUGUAAAAAGAGUUGAUUACAGCAGUGUUAACAGGCAAUCCACUGCAGUUUCGAACACAUUUUCCAAUUUAAAUCAGAGGUUUGGUGUCGAUCCUACAUCUAAUAUGAACAUGAGGAUAUCAAACACAGUGACUAAUAACAUUCUCAACUAUAAUUUUGAUUCUGAGAAUAAAAUGUAUAAAGAUGAGCCUAAGAGCGUUAAAAAUUCCUACGACAAUCUGGAUUCUUACAAUUUGAGAGUUGGCCUCGAGGAAGGUUUUUAUAUGGUUACAACAUCAACGGAUUUGAUGAAAAAAUUAUUUCAAUGUCUUGAAAGAAAGGGACCGAGAGUAAAUAGGCUUUCUCUAAAUUUUUAUAAAAUAAGGAAGGAUGAUCCGAGGGAUAAGUCCAACCUUCAUGCCAACACAAUGGCAAACAAUGUUGGUUUGAGUACUUCCAAAAUCUCGCUUAAUAGGAAUAAUACUAGCAUUUGUUACAAAAAUGGAUUGAAAAAUGAUGUUGAAUUUAAUAAAAACAUCAAAAUCGAUGCAAAAAACCUCGGCCAAGUUGGUCAUUUAUCCAAUGACUAUAAGUUGUCUAAAAACCCAGGAUUUUACACACCUGGAUUUGUAAGCACUCCUCUCUUUAACAACGGAAAUGUUUAUAAGAAUAACACAAGCAACAUGUCCAAAACCUGCGAUGAUGCAGCUAAACCAUGUUUAUCAACGAUUCUUAGAUCAUUAACUGCUGCCAUUGACAAGAACACCGAGGCUCUGAAUCUUAAUGGAAGCAUUAAAGGAUCUAACAAGUGUUCACAUAAUACAGAUGGCGAUGUUGAUAAUGUGUUCAAAUCAGUGUUGAAAGACACUAAGCAGAGUGUAGGUCAAUCAUUUAAUGGACAUGGGCUUGUAAGCAUGUCAACAUCAGAAUUCUUUGGGUAUUCGUCUCCCACAUCCAACUGCAAUUCAAAUAAUCUUAAUAUGAGGAAUUUUAGUUUGUUGAGCGACUCUUCUCCUGAUUCACAACUUGGUAAGCUUAAAACGACUGAUUUCACUGACCUCAAGUUGGACGAUUUUCAUCUUAAACCUUUCAAUGAGAGCGAAAAUUCCGAUUUAAACCAGAUUAUUCAGUCUAAGACAAAUGAUGGUGAAGUUAAACACGUUGAUACUACCACCGAUCAAACAAAUUAUGAUGGUUUUGUUCAAAACUAUAUCCAUGUGUUGGAAAAAUUAAACGAAGUUGAGAGCCUAUACGAUUUAGAUGAUAUAAAGAAGAAGUUCACGGAACAACAAAAUAAAAAGAAACUCGAAAGCUCGUAUAACCUUAAUUUGGACAAUGCCACUUCUGAGAAUGUAAAUGUACAAGAAGAUAGUCCUAAUGUUAAGGUGUCAUCUAGAACAGAAGAAAAGGGCGAUGAUGCAAGUGUAUAUUCUGAUAGUUUGAGUAAUUUCACUGAAGAUUCGGCCGAUAACUUGACACAUAACGAGUAUCCUGAUAUCAAAAGUGUUAAGAAUCUUGAAUUUGAUAAUCAGAAUACUAACACUAAUGAAAAAAAUACAACCUUUAGAGACGAUGAGGAGUGUAAGAGUGACAUAGAUUCAAACUUUGACAAAUUGUCAACUAAGUCGGACCUUAACGUGCUAAUGGACGAAUUUAACCAACUCUCUACAAAGAAUGAACUUCUGUCAAGAGAUAACUCUAAAUACAGAACUAAAAUACUUAGACUCAAGGAUAAGAUUAAAAACAUUAAGUCGCUACAUAAGUACGAGUUGGAGGACGUGAUGAACACAAACUACUCAAAUGAGGAGAAGCUGAGGUCUGCAAUUAACGACAACAACGUGACCAUAAAGAUGAUGGAGCAGGAAAGACUAAAAUUGACUGAAAUGGUGGAACAACAUAAAAUGAUAAUAAAGAGGCUGAGUAGGGAGAAGUUGGAGACUGUGCAACAACUCACAAGGCUUGAAGAAGACUAUAAUAAGUUGCAAAUGGUGAGGGAGAUGGACAAGAAUGAAAAGUAUGCAUACAACAAAACCAAGUUGGAGCUUGAGCAGCUAAAGUCGGAUAACGAGGUGUUAAACAAUAAGCUAAGGACUGCAAAUGAGAAGAUAUUAAAGAUGCAGCACGAUGAUAAGGUAAACAACGAUAUUGUCUCACAGUUGAAGGAGAAGCUUAAGAGAAUCGAGGAAGAUAAAGUGAAGACCGAUCAACUACUGAAUGAAAACAGAGUACUUAAAUCGAAGGAAGUUCAGAUGAAGGAUAAAUUCGAGCUCAUGAAAAGAGACCAUGUGAACCUAAGGAGCGAGUUUAACACCGAAAAGUCGAAUAAUUUAAGACUUAUCCAGCACAAUGAGGAGCUUAAGGACGAAUUGAGGAGAGUGAAGGCGACCCUGAGUGAAUAUGAAUCGAGGGACGACAAGUUGGAGUCUAAAUUGUCGAUGCUGGAGAGCAAUAACACAGUAUUGCUCAAAAACCUGGAGGCCUCUAAAAAUGAAAUUAAUAAUCUGAAACUACUUUUAGAUAACGCGAAUAAGGACAAACUGAAGGUAGAAAAUAAGUAUCUUCAGCUGCAAUCGAGUGUUGAGAAGGUCGAGUACAUGAACAACUCACUGUCGACGGAGCUCGUUGAGGCGAAGAAGCUGGUAGAAUUGAAGAAUAACGAGGGGGCACGCCUAGUCUCUCUUGUAACUGAAAAGGAAAAUGAGCUGGUCCUUUGGAAAAACCAGGCAAACGCGUCGAAGGAAGCCCACGCACAACUGCAGAGAGAACACAGUUACUUGCGGGCAUCAUAUGAAGCAGUUGAGUCAUCAUACAGGAAGUUUCAGCAGUAUGAGGAGGGCUUGAGGAGCCAGUUACAGGUGAAGGCUGAGCAGAACCAGGAGCUCUUGAGGCAAUUGCGAGAGUUUCAAGUCUGCAUGGACACUUUCAAGUCAGAUACGGAUCUGAAAUCCAGUAGGCAGCAGGAGUUGUACUCAAAAUUAGCUGCAAGAUUCUUCCUUUUGGCUUCCAAAUACGACAAGCUGAAAAAAGAUAACGCACUCAAUAAAAUUAAGCUAGUAAUGAUGGAACACAAAAACAACUCAAUGUUAAUAAGGAGGCUCAUUAGAACCGUUCUUCUUUCCAAGGCUAAGAUCGCUAAGCGCAACUGUCAAAUACUGAGCAUUGUUGGAGCCUUGCAGAUGAAGGGCCCUACCACUUGCUCUAUGAUUAUUUCCAGGAUAAACACACUGGUGGCAGUUACUGCUGAAAGCAAUUCGAAGUCACAAGACAAAAUCGCACAACUCAAAACUUCGUUCAUGAAGCACUCUCUCGAAAAGGACCAGAUGAUUAAGGUUCUGCAGACUAAGUUGGUUUCCAUGGACCAGUUGAAGGAGAACCAGCAGUUUCUGCUUGAGGAGAACCGGAACCUGUCCGACCAGAUAAUGGCUGAGCAGAACAACUCGCAGAAGCUGCAGCAGGCGCUGAACGAGCAGAUUGAGCGCGAAAGGUUCGCCUUUGAGUCAGAGUCCAAGUCGCUGUACAGCAGGCAGUACCAGCUACUCAGGCACAACGAGCAGCUUUCCAAGGAGAACCACAGCCUCAAGGAGUCGCUUAACACCCUGCUGCAGUCCAGCAAGGUCGACGUCGAGCCUGACUUCUCCUUCAACCCCGGCCAUGACCCUAACCCUAGCAUUUUCGACGUUAAAUACGAGCGCGUCAAGAGCAUUUACGACUCCGUGCCCUACGACUCGAGUAAGCAGCCUCACUAUGUGAACUACUUCAACUCUCCGACUGUGCUAAGGCGUAAAUCAGAGCUCGAGGAGGUGCUUUCUUCUAAGACUCGAGAUCGCUACCCUCGGAUGGUUUAUCACAGGGUGUAA